This is a messenger RNA of Dermacentor andersoni, 2020 nucleotides long. RefSeq lists its product as uncharacterized. The record is from RefSeq and is a predicted model, not a curated record. NCBI's taxonomy places the organism in Eukaryota, Metazoa, Arthropoda, Arachnida, Ixodida, Ixodidae.
AGUGCGCGUGACGCCAUUGCAGUGGCAAAAAGAUCCGUCGCAGCAGCCUAACGUCAAUACUUUACAUACCAUAAUAUACUGUAACUCGUUCACCAAGGCAUCCAGUACGCAGAACCUACUUGUAAUUUGUUAACAAUCUAGCCCAGUACAACUUUAAAACAGAAUAUAAAAUCAUCAGAUUUGCCUUCGCUCAUAUAGUGCAGCCAGCGGAAAAUAUUCUGUAUCUACAGCGUCGAUAAUUUCGUAAUUACUUUGAAGAAGAAAACUGUGAUAUUUAUCUAUUUGCUUCACUUUCCUAUGGUUCUGGUUAUUUUUGUAUCCAACGCUGCACCCUGUACGGAAUUGCAUACCCUGCGAAUUAUGGCUCACUCCGGAGUCACGCCGUCAUUGUGCAAGCGCAGAAUUAAUUUGAAACUGUAAAAAAAAAUUUCGAGAAGAAUUAAAUCAGAACAUCAAAAGGCCGAAAAAGUAUUUUCUAUCAUAAUCAGAGUAUCGCGCGAAGCCAAUGAAAUAGUAUUCAACACGAACUAUUGGUCAUUUGGGCAAGCAAAGACAUAUCACAAAAGGCAAAAAAAAAAAAUGCAUGUAACAAACCACACCAUACCACCACAAAACCAAAUCACACACUCCAAACCACAUGUACACGACAACUAUAGUGAUAAAUGCUUAGCCCUAAUGUAAACCACGAAGCAGAACGUGCUAGAAUAGCGCCUUGGGUAGCACGCAGAAUUUUUAAACAAAGAUUUAUGCAAAGAGCAAAGCUCUAUGGUAGAAAGAAAAAAAUGGGUGUGGCGGCAGCAUGCUCUGUACCGCUGCCUACCUCCCCUGUUCUCACCCGUGUACUCACUUUUUCCAGCUUUACAGAAAGGUACCACAGCAUGCGACCGCCAAAAGUUCAUAAAUGACAUGUUCCUUUGCGGCUACCACUUUGCUAAUGUUGCCGAAGUUGUUGGAGCGAACGCAGAAGAAGUAUGCGCGUACAUACAGAAGUACAGAGAAUGCCAUAACACGUCUCUUGUCAACUACGGGUGCGCUCCUCCCGAUCACUUGUCCAAGGACGCCGAAAAAUUCUUCGACCUUCUAACGCAAAAAUACAGCAGCACGUGCGCAUCACAGCGGAGAGCCCGCAGCUCGCCUCUGGCUUCACGUCUUACGUUUAAAGAAGAUGUUGCAUACACAUGUGACGGAAAUCGGUUCAUCCGAUUCUUCUUCCAGUGCGCCGCUGGUUUUGUGAAUGCAACAAGCAACUCGCCAAAGGACCUGCACUACAUCUGCAGGGUAGUGAGCAUCUACAGACACUGCGUCAACGGGGCGCGACAUGCGACUCACUGCAACACGAGGAUGGAGCUCAACAACCACCUUGCCUACAUGCAGAACUUUAUUUUGGAACAGUACGAGCCCAUGUGCGCCGUGAGACGAGGCAAGACAUCCAGGGAGAGUGACCCCAAAAAGACGGAACGCUAAACUGCGUUCCGCUUGCAACAGCGCGGCAGAGUCGGAACGAAGCGCGCAUGCGCAAAGGAAAUUUUUUUUUUUUGCACCACCAGCUCCUGCUGCACUGUCACAAUCAUACUUUGUGAGAUCAGCGGCACCAGCGCUCUUAGAAGUACUGCCCAUGUAAAACAUGCAUUUUCACUGAAUAAAAAGUGUGCCCCAUGUCAAGCUUCAACCCUUUAUGUAAGCGUCAGCGCUGAGUAUGACCCAGGGUAACGAGAGCAGGCACGCAGUUGGCGUCUGGUGGGCAAAAACGCCGGUGAGACCACUAACUGCCAGAAACGUGUUUAGGUGGCAGCGGCCGGCGACCUCAUCGUCCUCUCAGAUGGCGGCAACGUGCCAUCCUUGCCACAAAAAGUUCGGCGUUGAGCCCGGUGACCAUGGGCGGAAAUUCUGGAACCUGCCCCUCUAUAUUCAAGGACAUGAAACCGGCACUAUAACGCCGCUUUUUCUUAAUAACCAAUAACGCAAUCAGCGAAGUGGCAGUUAUGCGGAGAAGUAGAUUCUCCCCGAUCAGCUACGCGUC